ACCUCACUCACCAAAGACGUCAACGAGCCAUUGCACUCCGGAUAUCGCAGGCUCUACACACAUCAUGCAACCCACACGAGCCCGCAUGGGGCCGCCCAAAUAUGCGCCUCACCCAAACCACCCCAUCCACGUCCACCCUGUCCGACCGCUGUACCGAUUUAUGGCAACCGGCCUCGGCGCUUCAAUGUGGUUCUUCUUGAUGUACCGCGCGAAGAAGGACGGCCCAGCACUAUUGGGCUGGAAGCACCCAUGGGACCAUUGAGCAAUUCGAGAGGACGGAACGUAGAUAUGUACAGUGUGCAAAGAUAGUCAGAUCGCAGGUCAAACACCAUGGGGGAGCUGAGAGCGAAAGGGCAGAAAGCUGCGAUAUCCCGCGCGCAGAGCGCCAAGAGACCUAAAUGAAAGAAUUCCACACAUUACUCAUCG
Molecule: messenger RNA, 426 nt
Organism: Pyrenophora tritici-repentis Pt-1C-BFP
Lineage: Eukaryota; Fungi; Ascomycota; Dothideomycetes; Pleosporales; Pleosporaceae
Cellular component (GO): mitochondrial inner membrane
Source: RefSeq, a predicted model, not a curated record